This is a messenger RNA of Didymella exigua CBS 183.55, 1381 nucleotides long. Its product is annotated as polysaccharide lyase family 1 protein. Gene Ontology annotation, molecular function: pectate lyase activity. The record is from RefSeq and is a predicted model, not a curated record. The transcript is spliced from 4 exons. NCBI's taxonomy places the organism in Eukaryota, Fungi, Ascomycota, Dothideomycetes, Pleosporales, Didymellaceae. Bases 118 to 1278 code for a protein of 386 amino acids.
GUACAUUCACUCUCUUUUCUAUACUCAUUCACUUGCUUCCUUUUGUACACUCUUUGACUUACUUUCUUUUCCACACUCGGUCACUUGCUUGCAAGGCAUCCAUUAUUCUCUCCUAUCAUGAAGCUUACCAUUCUUACACUCGGCAGCGCUCUCUCCGUCAACGCUGCCGUCCUCGGCGAAAGAGCCACCUUCGCCGUCGUUGGAAAACCCGAGGGUUUCGCUACUGGUACCACUGGAGGUGGCGCCGCCAAGUGUGUUGCUCCCGGCAACGUGAAGGUGCUGAAGGAAUGGCUUAUGGACUCAACUCCUCGCUGCAUUGUCAUCGACAAGGAAUACAGCUUCAAAGGCACCGAGGGGACCACUAAGGCGAACGGAUGCAGGCCCGUUUCUAACAAAUGUCCUGGUAAGGGUGGCCAGGAUGCCAUCAACAUAGCCUCUUGGUGCGAUAACGGUAACGCUGGCGCUGGCUCCAAGGCUAUCAGCGUCACCUAUGACAAUGCUGGUAUCUCUGCUAUCAAUCUGGGAUCUAACAAAAGUAUCAUCGGAGUCGGAAGCCAGGGUGUGAUCCGCGGGAAGGGCCUCCGCAUCGCCAACGGAUCCAAGAACAUCAUCAUCCAGAAUGUCCACAUAACUGAGCUCAACCCUCAGUACAUCUGGGGUGGUGACGCUAUCACCCUCGCUGGAACUGACAUGGUUUGGAUCGAUCACUGCAAAAUCUCCUUGGUUGGUCGCCAAAUGUUUGUCGCUGGUCAGGCCGCGUCUAACCGUGUCACCCUCUCUAACAACGAGUUCGACGGUCAGACUAGUUGGUCUGCUUCUUGUGACAACCGCCACUACUGGACCUUCCUUGCCCUCGGCUCUAAUGAUCAGAUCACUUUGAAGGGGAACUACAUUCACCACACCAGCGGCCGCAGCCCUAAGAUCGGUGGAAACACCGUCCUUCACGCUGUCAACAACUUUUGGGACAGCAACAGUGGUCACGCGUUCGACAAUCAUGCGGGUGGUCACGUUCUUGCUGAGGGCAAUAUCUUCCAAAACGUCGCGACGACAAUGCUCGGAAACGAGGGCAGCGUCUUCGCCUCUCCAAGCAGCAGCCUUAACACUCAGUGCAGCGCCAAUCUGAAGCACACUUGCGCCGUCAAUUCGUACGUCGAUAGUCCUACUAUUGCAGGUUCUGAUGCCUCUGUCCUCGCCCGUUUCCAGGGCAAGAACGCCGCUAGCGUUGCGUCUACAAACGGCGCAACCAUCAAAUCGAAGGCUGGUGUUGGCAAGAUCUGAAGGGGUGUUCUUGCCCCUUCACUUCGAAGCUUCGUUGCGCUAGGCUGAGCGAGCAACGCGACCGGUGGCUUUGCAGCUGUCACAUUCCUCUUCACUGUAAAUC